Panicum virgatum (switchgrass) is the source of this 2221-nucleotide messenger RNA. Its product is annotated as peptidyl-prolyl cis-trans isomerase CYP59-like. Gene Ontology annotation, biological process: protein peptidyl-prolyl isomerization. Gene Ontology annotation, cellular component: nucleus. The transcript is spliced from 14 exons. NCBI's taxonomy places the organism in Eukaryota, Viridiplantae, Streptophyta, Magnoliopsida, Poales, Poaceae. Gene Ontology annotation, molecular function: zinc ion binding; RNA binding; peptidyl-prolyl cis-trans isomerase activity. The record is from RefSeq and is a predicted model, not a curated record. The coding region runs from base 308 to 1978 and encodes 556 amino acids.
AAACAUCCCGCAAAUCGGUCCAACAAGUGCCCGGACCGACUCGACUCCUCCCUUCUUCUCUUCUUCUACGGCUCGCCGCUCACGUCCGCCGCCUCCCCUCCGGCCAUCUCCCACCGCGUCCGCCUGCGGUUGCCUCCUCCAGACGGGGCAACGACGCGUCUCCUCCGGUACUCCUCCAUCUGCAGGUUAUUCUGAAGAAACCCCAGAAGCAUAGGACGCCGCGCUAUCCCGUUCUCCGCCUCGUCUUCCCCAAAUACCGUCUCCCCGCCGUUCGACAGCCGAGGGCGGAGGCGGAUAAGUUUCGGAGAUGUCGGUGCUCAUCGUGACCAGCGUGGGCGACAUCGAGGUGGAUCUCCACACCGACAAGUGCCCCCUCACCACCAAGAACUUUCUCAAGCUCUGCAAAAUGAAGUAUUACAAUGGGUGUCUGUUCCACAAGGUGGAGAAGGACUUCUUGGCACAAACUGGCGAUCCGACUGGAACUGGCACUGGCGGUGAUUCUGUGUACAAAUUUCUCUAUGGUGAUCAAGCUCGAUUUUUUGAUGAUGAGAUCCGUCCAGAGUUGAGGCAUUCAAAAACUGGAACAGUUGCUAUGGCAAGCGCUGGUGAAAACUGCAAUGCCUCACAGUUCUACAUUACUUUGCGGGAUGAUGUGGACUACCUUGAUGAUAAACACACUGUGUUUGGGAUGGUUGCUGAAGGUUUUGAUACAUUGACAAAAAUAAACGAAGCUUAUGUUGAUGAUAAAGGAAGACCAUUCAAGGACAUAAGAAUUAAACACACAUAUGUCUUAGAUGAUCCUUUCGAUGAUCCUCCUCAGCUCGCGGAACUUAUUCCUGAGAAUUCUCCCACAGGAAAACCACAUGAUGAGAUUGCAGAGGAGCGCUUAGAGGAUAGUUGGGUCCCUUUGGACGAAACAGUGGCUCCUGAAGAACUUGAGGAGAUGAUCCGCUCUAAAGAGGCACACACAAAUGCAGUAAUCCUUGAGAGUUUGGCAGAUAUUCCAGAUGCUGAGAUUAAACCGCCAGAAAAUGUCUUGUUUGUUUGCAAACUCAAUCCAGUAACACAAGAUGAAGAUUUAUACACAAUUUUUUCUCGUUUUGGAACUGUGACGUCAGCUGAAAUAAUUCGUGACUACAAGACUGGAGAUAGCUUAUGUUAUGCUUUUAUUGAAUUCGAGACAAAGGAGGCUUGUGAACGUGCAUUUUUCAAGAUGGACAAUUGUCUUAUUGAUGACCGGAGAAUCCAUGUUGAUUUUAGUCAGAGUGUUUCAAAGCUGUGGGGUCAAUUCAGACAAAGCAAAAGAAAUGCGAAGAAAGAUGGGUGUUUCAAGUGUGGUGCCCCUGAUCACCUAGCCAGAGACUGUGACCAAGAUGGUGACCAGAAAAACAAAGGGCCGAAUUAUGUUCUGAAAGAUGAAAACACACAGCGUGGUGGAAAUCACCGUCGAAGCUAUGAUCUAGUAUUUGAUGAAGAUGAUGCUGAUUAUUCUGAUCAGAAAAAUGACGAAAAUGGUCACAGAAGAAAGAUUCAAAGAAAUGAUGAUAGGAGAUCAGAACUACCACCUUGUGGUGAUCAUGAUAGAAAUAACCGUGAGAGAAUUUACAGUGAUGGGAAAGGAAGCAGGCAUGGUAAAGAUGAUGAUAGGAACCGAGGGGGUCGAAAACAUGAUGACUACCACAGUUACAGUAGAUCUGGUGAUAGAGGCUCUGGUAGAUACGAUGAUCGUGAUUACAGCAAGCGCCAUAGCAGGAGCAGAAGCGGAGAGGAUGAGGACAAACGAAGAGACAGAUCGGAUGGUGAGCGGCGCCAUAGAGAUGGUGGAUAUGAAAAGAGUGAUCGUCACCGGAGAGAUGAAGUUGACCACAGGAAAAGGAGCCCAGAAAGUAGACGUAGGGAAGACGGUGGGCACCGUGAGAGAAACCAUCACUCUGAUGACAGGUCCUAUAAGGAGAGGAGGCACAGAGAUGGUAGAUAGAUUUCUGUGCAACUGUCGGAUUUGUGUUGCCUGCUUUCAACUGAUGUCAACAUGUAUUACUAGCUCAAAUUUUUCUGUUAAUCAGUGUAACGACUUGAGAGCGCUGUUGAAUUUUUGUAGCGUCCAGAUCUCAUCCGUUUUCCUGUGUUGUAGGAUAUUUUGUUGCUGGUAGACUCAGAUUUGCUGUUAGUUGUGCGCUUGUUCUAUCCCAUAAAUGGCUUCAUACCAAUGUUGUUAGUAUUA